CUGCCCUUCAUCCCAGGCUCCGGGCGUCAUUCCAUCACCUGACGAUGUCCUUUCCGGAGCAGAGCGCAGGAGUGCAGGUGGACUCUGCGGAUGGGGAAGGGGCCGGAGCCCAGGGCAGCACAGAAGACCCAGCUCAAGGCGCCCUGGAGCCCGGCCUGAGCCCCCCCUCCCUCAGCUUGGCCACGGCAGACCCAAGAGUGAAGAACCCAGAACCACAGAAAUUCAGCUUUUACGACCGGGACCACAAAGUAUUGGUGCUGAACUAUGGGACCCUCAUAGCAGUUCAUAAAAAAACCUCCAUACGCCCAGAGACCUUCCAUGUCUUAGCCUCUACCCUGAGCUCAGAGGGUAACAAGGGAAACCCCGUUUUCCUGGCCGUCUCAGGAGGAAAGCUGUGUCUUUACUGUGAGAUGGACAAGAAGAAAGGCCGGCCGGCCCUCCAGCUGAAGAAGAAGGACAUCUCCCAGCUGUCUCACUCAGCCGAAAAAGAUUUGAAGGGCUUCACCUUCUACAGGAAGGAGAGCAGGCGCUGGAACACACUGGAGUCGGCGGCCCACCAGGGCUGGUUCAUCAGCACCUGCCAUGCGAAUGAACAUGUCAGAAUGACAGACAAGCCUGGCAGAGAGGAGCUCAUCGACUUUACAUUUGUGCCAGUCAGCAACGCUCACACGAGCCCCAGUGAGGUCAGCGAGUAGGACACAAAUCUGAUGGCUUUCUAGUUUUGCGUUUGGCUGCUCAGAAAAUAAAGACAUAAUACCGGAAAAUUAAAUGCUUCAUUUUAAGGAGAUGGUAGGCUUUUACUGCUUCACACAGUCAGAUCUUCAUAAUUUUUGUCAUCUGCAUUUUAAAGUCAUUUCCAAGUAAGUUGCACUGAAAACCCACAAAAAUUAAGCAUGUGGUGAAAAAAAUGUACUAAUAUGCAUUCCAUGCAUUUACUGCUAAAUAUUUUCAUGUAGUCAAUAAAGA
Myotis daubentonii (Daubenton's bat) is the source of this 966-nucleotide messenger RNA. RefSeq names its product interleukin 37 (gene IL37). Gene Ontology annotation, cellular component: nucleoplasm. The record is from RefSeq and is a predicted model, not a curated record. NCBI's taxonomy places the organism in Eukaryota, Metazoa, Chordata, Mammalia, Chiroptera, Vespertilionidae. Gene Ontology annotation, biological process: cytokine-mediated signaling pathway; cellular response to lipopolysaccharide; positive regulation of gene expression. Gene Ontology annotation, molecular function: cytokine activity.